Molecule: messenger RNA, 2453 nt
Organism: Oncorhynchus tshawytscha (Chinook salmon)
Lineage: Eukaryota; Metazoa; Chordata; Actinopteri; Salmoniformes; Salmonidae
Exons: 8
Coding region: 192-1868 (558 amino acids)
Cellular component (GO): membrane
Source: RefSeq, a predicted model, not a curated record
CACACAUUGAUUGACCUUUUCUACGUGGAGUUAUUAGGUGGAGUUACUCUCAAUUUUGGUUCAUCAGAAUUUGUUUUGCUCAUCCAUCAUAUUGUAACUUAAAAGCAGUUAAAUCUGGGGGUAAAUAUUGCAAUAGUUUACUACCAAGUGUUGGUGAGAAUCCUAGCUGACAUUGGAGGACAUAGAUAAAGAUGGUGACAACUCUACUCUUUAUGGCAUUAGCUCAUCGAAUGGUGUUAUCUUCAUUGGCAGCUGGUGAAGAGAUAAGGCUGGUCGAUGGCACUAGUCGCUGCUCGGGGACAGUAGAGAUUCUUUACAAGGGCCAGUGGGGACGAGUGUGUGGCCAGAAGUGGGACGUAAACAAUGCCAAUGUGGUGUGUGGCCAGCUGGGCUGUGGGAGAGCUGUGAGUGCCCAAGGUAGUGCCCACAUAGGUCAGGGUAGUGGUGGCAGGCCUACUUGGCUGGAUGAUGUUGGGUGUAAAGGCACUGAGAGCUCCCUCACAGAAUGCUCACAUGGAGGAUUGAAACACCAUGACUGUUUACAGGCUCAAGAUGCCAGAGUUGUCUGCUCAGAUAAACCUAAUAUCAGACUGGUCAAUGGGAGUGACCUCUGCUCUGGGAGGGUGGAGGUCUAUCAAACUGGUCACUGGCGGACCGUGUGUGACGACGUGUGGGACUUGAAUGAUGCUGCUGUGGUUUGCAGACAGCUUGGCUGUGGGAGAGCUGAUAGUGCCCCAGAGAGGGCCUACUUUGGUCAGGGAAGUGGACCCAUCUGGCAGGAUGAUGUUGGCUGCUCUGGCACAGAGUGCUCCAUCACACAGUGCCCACACACAGGAGGAGGAACACAUAACUGUAAUCAUGGUAACGACACAGGUGUUAUUUGUUCAGGUGUUGUCUUGCAGAAGCCUUUACUCUCCACAGACCCGUCCUACUCUGCCUUCUUGCAUGGAGAGGAGGUCCAGCUCACCUGCACUCUUCCAUCCCGUAUCCUCUGUAAUGCUGUGGAGUUCAUCUUCUAUCUGAAUGGAGACUCCGUCAUGACCGUGACAGUUGGAUCCUCACAGCCCAGGGCUACUUUAACAAAGUUUAAGACGGACGCUUCACACCAGGGCAGUUACAGCUGUCUCUACAGAACCCACUCCAACGGCAAAGCCAUCAGCUCCCCUUACAGCAACGUUACUAAAGUGGUCCUGCUACAGCCCAACAUCUCUCUCAGUCCUCCAAAUGGAGGGAUGUUUUGGGAACCUCAUGGGCCAGAGGUGACCAGGGGCCACAGCUUCUCCAUCAUCUGCUCCAUUCAGCCACAGUAUCCCGGAGGCCUCUUCUAUCUGGACUUCUCUGGUUCCAACAGAACAGAGACUACGCCAGCAGUCAACCACUCUGCCUGCUUCCACUUCCCUGUUGCAGAGUAUAAAGACCAGGGGAAAUACAGCUGCAGCUAUGGAGUCAACAUCUCCACGCGGUCAUUCAGGUCGGCUAAUAGUGAACUAGCUGUCACCAUUAGAGCCUCUAUGGUCCCCAUCAUUGCCUCUGGAGGGACUGGUGGGCUAGUAUUCCUGUUUCUGCUUCUGCUUGUCAUCUGUCUAGUCAACAGGAGGACCAGGAGGAGCAGCAAGCCAUCUACAGAGACUGACCAGAGAGAAUGUACUGACAACAGACACAGAGGGGAGGACAACGAAGAGGGAGAGGACUAUGUGACUUUUGAAAAUGUCUGUUACGAGAGAGGUCUGGAGAGAGGGAAGAGGGAAAAGAAGAAUGAGGAGGAGAAAGGGCACAGCUAUGGGAAAUCAGAGGAUGUCUAUGACAACGGGGAGGGAAACACUCACAGAAAGGGUGUUUGUGGGGGUCUCACGAAAAAUGAACAGUGACGAUGAUGAAGAAGUUUACGUUAAUGUCUCCGCUCAGGACAACGCUGUAACACAGGCAGGCGCGUCAGCUGGGUACAGCUCAAGAUAAAAAUCAAAUAAAAGUAGGCUGCAAAAAAAAAAAAGGCAAAAAUCAUUCCAAUCCCGCAUUAAAAUGCAACAGCUGUUUAGUGUAUCGAUUGGCUAGCUUUGGGAACAUGCAGAUUUUGCUUGGCGAGAAGCUGCCAGCCUGUGUACGUUUCUCUCAGCAUUGAGCAGAGACAGAACCCGACAGUUUGCUUGAGGUCAGCUAUCUAGGCUAUUUUGAUGUUGUCAUUUGAACUUGGCCUUGUAAGCCUCGCAGCCAGCUCUUUUAUGCACCGGCUACUCAUACAUUGAUGUUGACAUGGGCGGCGCAUCCAGUAGGCUAGGGGAAGAUAAGCUUACCCUAAAGUAAAUUGAAUGAAAUUUGCCAAAAUUAGCUAUCUUUUUAAAAAUGUAUUUUACCUUUAUUUAACUAGGCAAGUCAGUUAAGGACAAAUUCUUAUUUGCAAUGACGGCCUAAUAAUUACUUGUGUCUUGUACAGAAAUAAACAACAUCAUUACAAA